CAUACUUAAUAUCUUCCUCUUUAUCCUUCCCAAGGCAGAACAGGCCUGAGACUUAAUUAUUCUCAUCCCCAGAAGUGAUCCCGCCCCAUCAGGGUUAAAGCAUAUUGGUUGACGACAUGGAGGAAUCUUCACCGUGGCUGCUGCAGCUGUACCUCAUCAGUGAAGAGAGGACCCUGGUUUCCAAGACAGCCAGCUCAGCACCUUUCACCAGCUCAGCACUGAUACAUGAUAAGGACAUGACACCAUCAUCUGCUGAGGACGUGGCGUUUUGCCUGAUCAUACCACGCUAGAAGCAAUGCUUCAUCACACCGCAUUUAACAAGGGCAGCCUCCCCUGCUUAGGGAGUCCAGGGCUAACUCGGGCAUUGGUGUGUACCUAAAACGGCACCAAAUAAUCCCUGCUUCCCUCAGUUGAAAAGCUAAUGCAUUCUUGUAAGUGAACGCUGUGAAAUAGUUCUCAGUGUUCAUGGAAGUUGGGCUAGAAAAAAAAUCAACAGACGAGUUACAACAACAAACAUGGAGAGGUAACAACCUAUCUGUGCACAGCGGGAGAUGAAAGCCAAGUGAGACAUGCCAGUGAACCAAUCCCGGUCCUCUUACACGUAACUAUUUAUUGUUUAGACUGUACCACAUAAAGAAAAGGGGACUCAGAAGAGCUGAGUCCAGAACAGCUCUGCUACAGAAUUCUUGUGUGACCUAGGGUAAGUCACUUCAUCUCUCUGUGCCUCUGUUCUCCAUUUGUGAAAAGUAGAUAAUAUUUCCUUUCUUCCACCUGUUGCCUGUCUUGUCUAUUCAGAUUGUAGGGCAGGGGCUGAGUCUUUCAAUAUGUAUGUACAGGGGUUAGCAAAAUGGGGAUCUAAUCUCAGCUGGGGCCUUUGCAUGCUACUAUAAUACAAAUAAUUAUUAAUAAUAACCAGAGAUGAACAUGGUGUUUUUCAGACAAUAAACAGGAGCAUGUCCCUGCCCCUAGGAGCUUACAAUCUAAGAGAGAAAACACAGCAAGAGAUGACCAUUAAGAAAGGGUAAGGUAUAAAACAAAGAGGACACAGGGUCUGAUCAUAGCAGAUGCAUCUUGUUAGUUCCUCUUUUUAAAAAAGCAAUAUAUUAAAAUGCGAAGUUGAGUUGGGAUACUAAGGGGAAGGAAGUCAAUUUAAAAUAACUUUUGUGUAAUCUUUUGGAGGCAAAUCUUUCAGGACAUUCUCAGCUAAGCAAACCUGCUUUGUUGCCACUUGAAUAUACACGUUUCCUUUUUCAACAUCAGGCUAUGUCCAACCACAUUCACAGGUAGUAACGAACCAUCAAGCUUUGCCAGAAUCCUGCCAGGUUUUCAGACUGCUGCUUUUUGCCCCUCAAGCCAAGAUACAAGACUUAGCCGAGAAAAUGGGCUGCCCUUUCUCAUCCGUUUUUCACCAGCUAAAUGUUGGUUAAACAUCCUCCCCCUUCCAGGCCCUGCUGUGCAGCACAAAAUCCUUCUGCUUAUUUCACUGGCCAUUUUGAAUUGCAGUUCCUACUAACUAACCAGCCCAAGCUUUUGGGCAGAUAAGUGAGCAAGCACCUUUGCAUCUGAAGAUCCCUGGGUCUUUGACAUGCGCAUCGCAUGACAUCUCUGGGAACAGCAGUGAAAUGUGGUUUUGUUUAAAAAUAUGGACUAAAAUAUGCUCUCUGUUUCUCUUGCUUUUAUCAACAGUUGGCUCUGUGCAGCGUGUGCAUGUGCCACAGUACAAAUCAAGUUAAUUCCUAAGCUAGGCGGCUUUGAGCAGAUCCUUGCAGUUUCAUGACAGUAGAUUUGUUUGCCUCGUAGCACAGCUGUGUCUGAGGAUGCGGCAUAUUCACUUCAGGUGUCUUGUGGCAAUGACUUUCUUGUGGGUGUCAAACAGGAUGCAUGCUAAGAAAGGUGUCAAAUGUGGUGGAGUCCUCUCUGCACCAUAUGGCAACUUCUCCAGCCCCAAUUUCCCUGGACUCUACCCCUAUGAUGCCGAGUGCACUUGGCUCAUAGUGGUCACAGAAGGAUCCUCGGCCCUGUUGACCUUUGACCACUUUGACCUGGAAUAUCACAACAGCUGUGACUACGACUACCUCAAAAUUUACAAUGGCUUCUCCAAGGAUGAGGGGAAUCUCCUGGGAAAGUUCUGUGGCAAGAGCUCCCCUCCGCCAUUUACUUCUUCCUGGCAUGUCAUGUCCAUCAUCUUCCACUCGGAUAAGCAUGUGGCCAGUCAAGGCUUUUCUGCAGCUUACCGGAAAGAUGUUUGUGGGGGAGUGCUCACGGGCCUUUCCGGCGUGAUAACAAGCCCCGAUUACCCUGAGAAUUACCCCAAUAAUGCCGAAUGCCGCUGGAUCAUCCGGGCAGUGCCCGACUCUGUCAUCAAGCUGGUUUUUGCUGACUUUCAGAUGGAAAACAAUGAGGGAUGCAAUUUUGAUUAUGUGGCCGUCUAUGAUGGGCCCACGAUGGGGAACAUGCAUCUCAGCCACUACUGUGGGAGUAUGAAACCCCCUGAUAUCGUCUCUUCCACGCACGAGCUCCUGAUGGUGUUCAAGUCAGACUUCAACAUAGGAGGUAGAGGCUUCAAGGCUUAUUUUUUCUCAGGCGAAUGCCAGGAAGUAUAUACAGCCAUCAAAGGAAAUUUCUCCAGUCCUCAAUAUCCCAACUUUUACCCCAACAAUAUCAAAUGUCAUUGGACUAUCCAGCUUCCCCCAGGAUACCGAAUCAAAGUCUUCUUCCUGGACUUGGCUCUGGAGGGGCGGAACAGUCUAACAGAUGGCUGUGAUUACGACCAUCUGGCAGUGUUUGAUGGAGGCACUGAAAAAGCUUUCCUCCUGGGGAAGUGGUGUGGGAGAGAGAUGCUGUCUCCCAUAACAUCCACUCGAAACAAACUGCUGUUGGUCCUCCACACAGACAGGAGCACGGCCAACAGGGGGUUCUCGGUAGCAUAUAUUGGAGUUGUUCCCGUGAAUGUCAGCUGCACGCGAACAGAUUUCCAGAUCCAGAUUCCUGUGCAGUCUCUUGCCCAGCUGGAGAGAAAUAAGAUUUAUUUAGGGACCCCAUCCUGUCCUGCCCAAGUGGUUGGCCUGAACUUUAAAAUACACACCAGGUUCGACACCUGUGGUACUGAGUCCCAGAAAAGAAACCACACGUCUGUGAUUGUCAGUAUCCUGUAUAUCGACUUCUCGGCUGGGAACCAGGAGGACGUUCAUGAGUAUGAAGUUCAGUGCGAGCCUAAGAGGAAAGAAGCCUCAGUAAACCUUAUCUCGAGCUCUGACCCCUACCGGCUGAACCAGUACGCAGAAAACCUGGUGGAGUCCCACGGGCAGGAUGCAGAAGUAGUGGAGGCCUAUGAGAGCAAGAGCCAGGACACCAGUGACAUUGUCUUCAUUAGCAUCUGUAUUCUUGCCGGUAUCCUCAUGGUGAUUGCUGUGGUUGGACUAGUGCUGCUAUAGGAUGCUGCCUUUGGCCCAAUUCCUCCUUGCCAGCCCUCCCUCCCCGUCACAGACACACAUGCACAGCCAGUGUCCUUUCAGCCUAGAUCCUGGGCUUAGAG
Molecule: messenger RNA, 3535 nt
Organism: Dermochelys coriacea (leatherback sea turtle)
Lineage: Eukaryota; Metazoa; Chordata; Testudines; Dermochelyidae
Gene: CDCP2
Product: CUB domain containing protein 2
Exons: 7
Coding region: 1818-3434 (538 amino acids)
Source: RefSeq, a predicted model, not a curated record